Phymastichus coffea is the source of this 1737-nucleotide messenger RNA. Its product is annotated as jerky protein homolog-like. Bases 1 to 1737 code for a protein of 578 amino acids. The record is from RefSeq and is a predicted model, not a curated record. Gene Ontology annotation, molecular function: DNA binding. NCBI's taxonomy places the organism in Eukaryota, Metazoa, Arthropoda, Insecta, Hymenoptera, Eulophidae. Gene Ontology annotation, cellular component: nucleus. The transcript has 2 exons.
AUGGCGAAGAGUUUGACUUCAUCUCAAAUUUCUGAUGUACAACGGAAGGUGCUACUUGAAAAGAAGAAGAUGGCUAACGUUGCCAAAGAGUACAAUGUGUCGCCGAAAACGAUCAAGCGAUUUAGUUUUGAUGAAAACACACCGUUGAACCAGCAAUCCACAGGAGUUAGGAAGCAGCAGAUUAACUUGACAGUGCAGCAGAAGAGAGAUAUUCUGACAAAAAUUGACAAAGGAGAAAAAACGCAGGAUUUAGCUGUGGAGUACAGUGUUGAUCCCUCGACUAUCCGGAGAAUCAAGACGAGCAGAUCGGCGAUACUGAAGAGAGCCCAAGAAUUGGAUGAUAGCCAGCAAGUUUUGAGCAGCAAAAGAAUUCGUGUCGAAGAAAAUUUGCGAGAAAAGGUUUUGUUCGAGUGGUUCAAGCAGCUGCGCGCCGCAGGAGUUCCAGUAACGGGUGAUCUUCUCAAACUCAAGGCUUUGGAGGUCAAUAAAAUCAUCGGAGGACCAAGUGACUUCAAGGCAAGCAACGGUUGGUUGGAUCACUUCAAGAAAACGUACGGCAUCCGUCAAUUAUCGAUGCAAGGUGAAAAACUGUCGUCUGACACCACUGCGGCAGACGAAUUCAAGAUAUGGCUCCAAAAUCAUCUUCGAGAAAAUAGCUACGAAGAAGAUCAAGUUUACAAUGCCGAUGAAACUGGUACGCAUUACAAAUCAUUGCCAAAGAAGACAUUAGCAGCUGGCACUGAAAAACAGGCAUCGGGAUUUAAGGAGCUGAAAGAGCGUGUGACAGUGAUGUGUUGCGCCAAUGCAUCGGGCACACACAAAAUCACUCCUUUGGUUAUCGGCAAAUCAAAAAGUCCGAGAUGUUUUGCGAAGUUCGAGAAAGAGAAGUUGCCGGUAACAUACAUGAACUCCCUGUCAGCUUGGAUGGAUAGGAAACUAUUCAUGGAUUGGUUCAAGGACGUUUUCAUCAAGGAGGUACACGAGAAACAUCCAGAAAGCCGAAAGGUUUUAUUACUGCUUGACAACGCUCCGUUGCAUCCGCCUGCUGCUGAGUUGAACGCAAUCAAUGAUACAGUACAGGUGUUAUUCUUGCCUGCAAACGUGACAGCCCUGAUUCAACCUAUGGAUCAGCGGGUUAUUGAAAAGAUGAAGAGAAUGUUAAGAAAGAAGCUGCUACGAGAGCUGAUUCUGCAGCAGGAAGGAGAAAGUAUCAUCGAGUUGGCUAAAAAGCAGACAGUUAAAGAUUGCUGCUACCGAAUUGCGAGCUCUUGGAACUUGGUGACUGAGCAGGACCUUCGCAAUUCGUGGAAUAGGAUUUUCGGCCGGGCUACUUCUGAACAAAACAAUCAAGUAUCGAGUGAAGACGUCAAUCAAUUGGUUCAAUUACUCCAAAGUGUUCCUGAAUAUGCUGACUGCACUUUUGAAGUUGCAAAAAAUUGGAUCGUCGAGGACUAUCAAGUGAAUGGAUGGAAAAUUUUAGAUGUCCAAGAAAUUUACGAAAGAAUUACAUCGUCAAAUCAAGUUGAAGCCGAAGAUUUAAGCGAAGAAAAUUCUAUUCAUGAAGAUGAAGAAUCAAGUGAGUCUCUUCCAAAGGAAAUUUCUACUGAAGAAGCUUUUAAUGGUCUGAUGAAAUUCAGAGCGUGGUUUGAAAGGAGAUUUGAAUCAACUUCGACCCAUCUGAACAAUAUUCAAGAACUCAUGGAUAUUACAAUGGAUAUUUACAAUAGUGCAGUAUAA